UUGCGAGUUCACUUCCGGUAUGACGCAAUUGAUGACGUCAUACACGUCGCUUCCGUAGUGAAGUGAGGGAUCAGUGAAACACUUAUAACAGCUCAUAAGGCGGUAAUAACGCGGGACACAACUGGUCUGGGUUCAGCUUUCAUCUGUUUAUCUGUCUUAAUUGAAGUGGAUAAUGAGGUCCGACAGCAGCUGGUCUGGUGAUGAGGAUCAGUCCUCUAAGUUAAUGAGGAAGGCUAAAGAGUCUCCGUUUGUCCCUAUAGGAAUGGCGGGUUUCCUCGGGGUUGUAGCUUACGGUUUGUACAGGCUGAAAUCUCGUGGAGAGAUGAAAAUGUCUGUCCAUCUGAUUCACAUGCGUGUCAGAGCUCAGGGCUUUGUGGUUGGCGCCAUGACACUCGGUGUAAUAUACUCGAUGUAUAAGGAAUAUCUGGCUCCUGCUGAGAAGUGACACAGCCGAGCUGCUCCGUGUCCACACUGUGUUUACAGUGUAAAUAAACACUAAAGAAUCAA
Messenger RNA from Tachysurus fulvidraco (yellow catfish), 507 nucleotides. RefSeq names its product HIG1 domain family member 1C-like. The transcript is spliced from 4 exons. Gene Ontology annotation, biological process: mitochondrial respirasome assembly. The record is from RefSeq and is a predicted model, not a curated record. NCBI's taxonomy places the organism in Eukaryota, Metazoa, Chordata, Actinopteri, Siluriformes, Bagridae. Gene Ontology annotation, cellular component: mitochondrion. Bases 173 to 445 code for a protein of 90 amino acids.